Dipodomys ordii (Ord's kangaroo rat) is the source of this 984-nucleotide messenger RNA. It is a transcript of the gene Wnt7b, whose product is annotated as wingless-type MMTV integration site family, member 7B. The record is from RefSeq and is a predicted model, not a curated record. Gene Ontology annotation, cellular component: extracellular region. NCBI's taxonomy places the organism in Eukaryota, Metazoa, Chordata, Mammalia, Rodentia, Heteromyidae. Bases 126 to 974 code for a protein of 282 amino acids. The transcript is spliced from 3 exons. Gene Ontology annotation, molecular function: frizzled binding; cytokine activity. Gene Ontology annotation, biological process: multicellular organism development; positive regulation of JNK cascade; cell fate commitment.
UGUCAUCCGUUGUGGCCCUGGGAGCCAACAUCAUCUGCAACAAGAUUCCCGGCUUGGCCCCCCGGCAGCGCGCCAUCUGCCAGAGCCGGCCCGAUGCCAUCAUCGUGAUUGGGGAGGGGGCGCAGAUGGGCAUCAACGAGUGCCAGUACCAGUUCCGCUUCGGCCGCUGGAACUGCUCUGCCCUGGGCGAGAAGACCGUCUUCGGGCAGGAGCUUCGAGUAGGGAGCCGAGAGGCCGCCUUCACCUACGCCAUCACCGCGGCCGGCGUGGCGCACGCGGUCACCGCGGCCUGCAGCCAGGGCAACCUGAGCAACUGCGGCUGCGACCGCGAGAAGCAGGGCUACUACAACCAGGCGGAGGGCUGGAAGUGGGGCGGCUGCUCGGCCGACGUGCGCUACGGCAUCGACUUCUCGCGGCGCUUCGUGGACGCCCGGGAGAUCAAGAAGAAUGCACGGCGCCUCAUGAACCUGCACAACAACGAGGCCGGCAGGAAGGUUCUGGAGGACCGGAUGAAGCUGGAGUGUAAGUGUCACGGCGUGUCGGGCUCGUGCACCACCAAGACGUGCUGGACCACGCUGCCCAAGUUCCGCGAGGUGGGCCGCCUGCUGAAGGAGAAGUACAACGCGGCGGUGCAGGUGGAGGUGGUGCGGGCCAGCCGCCUGCGGCAGCCCACCUUCCUGCGCAUCAAGCAGCUGCGCAGCUACCAGAAGCCCAUGGAGACGGACCUGGUGUACAUCGAGAAGUCGCCCAACUACUGCGAGGAGGACGCGGCCACGGGCAGCGUGGGCACGCAGGGCCGCCUGUGCAACCGCACGUCCCCAGGCGCCGACGGCUGCGACACCAUGUGCUGCGGCCGCGGCUACAACACGCACCAGUACACCAAGGUGUGGCAGUGCAACUGCAAGUUCCACUGGUGCUGCUUCGUCCGCUGCAACACGUGCAGCGAGCGCACGGAGGUGUUCACCUGCAAGUGAGCCCCGCACC